CACAACUACGCCACUUUGCCAGCUGUGAUUUGCAUAAUUGACGCUAAUCGAAUUCGCCUCGUGGCCCGCAUAAUAGAACUGAGAACUCAUGCUGUCAGCUUUCGUGUUUUGUUUUGUUGAUGUCUGUGAUUGAAUUGUGCCAAAACUUAAACAAAUUGUUAAAGUGUGAAAUCUGUUUACCCAUACAUUGUAUAUAAAUCAUGAUCACCAUGAACGAGCUCGUCGAUCUGCGCAUGCAGCAGCACAUCGCGCACGAGAUCUACCGCCACCAGAUAAUGCAGCGUAUACCGGAUCCAUUUCCACCGAUGCUGCCCAUUCCGAUGCCGCGCCACGUGAUAAUGCCGCCACGGGUCUCGUUGCCCGGCGUGGAGAUGACGCUGCAAAACGACGAGCUCUGGAAGCAGUUCCAUCAGAUUGGCACGGAAAUGAUCAUUACAAAGAGCGGCAGACGCAUGUUUCCCUCGAUGCGCCUGAGCGUUUCGGGCCUGGAGGAUGAGACCAACUACUGCAUCCUGCUCGAAAUGGUGCCCAUUGGCGACUGCCGCUACAAGUUCUCCGGCUCCCAAUGGGUGCCAGCUGGCGGUGCCGAGCCACAGAGUCCGCAGCGCAUGUACCUCCAUCCGGACAGCCCGGCCACUGGCGCCCAUUGGCAGGCACAGCCCAUACUCUUCAACAAGGUGAAGCUGACGAACAACACGCUGGACAAUAGCGGUCAUAUCGUGCUUGCCAGCAUGCACAAGUAUCAGCCGCGUUUGCAUGUCAUACGGACCGCAGAUCUGGCGCAGAUUCCGUGGGCGCCGCAGCAGGCUUUUGUAUUUGGCGAGACAGAGUUUGUGGCCGUGACAGCGUACCAGAAUGAUCGCAUCACGAAACUUAAGAUCGACAACAAUCCAUUUGCCAAGGGCUUCCGCGAAACGGGACAAUCGCGCUGCAAACGCAAAAUGUCUUCAUCGCCAACCGAUGAUGAUCAAGAUUUGCCUCAGACCCAUUUGCAGUCCUCUGGCUCGCUUGACAUGUCGCCAGGCAAAUCCACGACGACAGCAGCAGCGGCAGCUACAGCCGAGGCAGCAUCCACAUCGAACAACAGCGACCAGGAUGGGCCGCAAAUUAAGCGCCUGAGAUCAAAUGGUUCCGCCUGUUCGUUAUCGUCAUCGCUCGAUGGCGCUGAGCCAGUUGCUGGGCCUGGCGCCAGCUCCUUGGGUUCGCCCCCUGGCGGCGCCGGCGCCACCGCCACAACCUCGUUCAUGCAACAUUUUCAGCAGAACAUGCAGACGCUAUUGCGACCCUCGCUGGUCGAUCUGGCCUGCACCUACUUCGGUCGCCCCGCACAUGAAUACAAUGGCACGACGCCGGCGUCGCAUUUGUAUCCGCCAACGUCCAUUUUGCAAGCCGCAUUGCCAGCACUUCCGGCCCUCGCCUUGCCACACAGCAUUUCCGUUCAGCACACAGACGACUCCACAACGGACGACGCAGAGCUAGAUGUUGGCUGCGAAUCAACAAUGAGAACAGCAACAGCAACAACAACACGUUCAUCGCUGGAGCUGCACCAACAUCCGCCACCCGAGGCACCCGCCAAGCGAAAAGGUUUCAGCAUAUCUGCCAUACUGGGCGGCGGUAGCUAGUUGCCACAGCCGCAACAUCAGUCUCCAGCUAAUGCCUUUGAUAUUAUAUAAUGUACAAAUCUAAGCUGUACUUCGCCUGAUUAAUCCAUAAGCUAAUGUUAAGUUUGCAAAAUAAAUAUUUCUAUAGCCUCAACUAAA
This is a messenger RNA of Drosophila hydei, 1760 nucleotides long. Its product is annotated as T-box transcription factor TBX6. Gene Ontology annotation, molecular function: RNA polymerase II cis-regulatory region sequence-specific DNA binding; DNA-binding transcription factor activity, RNA polymerase II-specific. The record is from RefSeq and is a predicted model, not a curated record. Gene Ontology annotation, cellular component: nucleus. Gene Ontology annotation, biological process: heart development; cell fate specification; positive regulation of DNA-templated transcription. Bases 201 to 1622 code for a protein of 473 amino acids. The transcript has 5 exons. Lineage: Eukaryota; Metazoa; Arthropoda; Insecta; Diptera; Drosophilidae.